Messenger RNA from Botrytis byssoidea, 2154 nucleotides. RefSeq lists its product as uncharacterized. Lineage: Eukaryota; Fungi; Ascomycota; Leotiomycetes; Helotiales; Sclerotiniaceae. Gene Ontology annotation, biological process: Mo-molybdopterin cofactor biosynthetic process. The record is from RefSeq and is a predicted model, not a curated record. Gene Ontology annotation, molecular function: metal ion binding; cyclic pyranopterin monophosphate synthase activity; 4 iron, 4 sulfur cluster binding. The transcript has 2 exons. Bases 1 to 2154 code for a protein of 717 amino acids.
AUGCUGUCCUUGAGAAGAGCUUUUCGAGAAAGUACACUCAGCAAUGGCAGGCUCAACCUACUAUCUCGGAACGCACACAAAGCACUAUCCACUGCUGCUUCCUCAAUUCAAGAGCUCCCCCAGCACGAUUUACAUUUGCGCGAAGACACCGAACCAUCAUUAAGCAAGACUUCAAAGAGAAGAGACGAACUCAAAAAUGCCAAACCCUUUUCGUCCUUUCUUACCGAUAAUUUCCAAAGACAGCACGAUUAUCUUCGAAUUUCAAUCACAGAAAAAUGCAAUCUGCGAUGCUUGUACUGUAUGCCAGAAGAGGGUGUUCCGCAAUCGCCACAGCCAGAUCUUCUUACAACCCCAGAAAUUGUACUUCUAUCUUCUAUAUUUGUUUCCCAAGGGGUUUCGAAGAUUCGUCUUACUGGUGGUGAGCCGACCGUUCGUCGCGAUAUCUUGCCUCUCAUGCAACAGAUUGGAGCUUUGCGAUCUCAUGGUCUGCGGGAGCUCUGCCUUACCACGAAUGGAUUAAACCUUGCAAGAAAGCUGGAUAGCAUGGUGGAAGCCGGUUUAACUGGAGUUAACUUAAGUCUGGAUACUUUAGAUCCAUGGCAGUUUCAGAUUAUGACUCGAAGGAAAGGUUUUGAAGCUGUGAUAAAAAGUAUAGAUAAGAUACUACAUAUGAACAAAUUAGGUGCUGGCAUAAAGCUCAAGAUCAAUUGCGUUGUAAUGCGUGGGGUUAAUGAAAGAGAAAUUAUACCAUUUGUCGAAAUGGGCCGAGAUAAAGACGUUGAAGUUAGGUUCAUCGAGUAUAUGCCAUUUGACGGCAACAAGUGGAGCCAAGGCAAAAUGCUAAGCUACAAAGAAAUGCUUGAUAUCAUACGGCAGAAGUAUCCGACACUUCGAAAAGUGGCAGAUCACAAAAAUGACACGAGUAAGACUUACGAGAUUCCUGGGUUUGCGGGAAAGAUGGGGUUUAUCACAAGUAUGACACACAAUUUCUGUGGUACUUGCAACAGAUUGAGAAUCACGAGUGAUGGCAACUUGAAGGUAUGCUUAUUUGGCAAUGCUGAAGUGUCCUUGAGGGAUAUCUUGAGAAAAUCAAAUGGCAGCCAGCCAAUUGACGAGCAAGCUUUUGAGGCAAUGAAGCAAAUAGAAAUGGGUAGGAAACAGGGUCUUGGAGAUGCUCAUAACCCUCUUGGAAGCUCCUCUAAUGAGAGAGAGUUGCUAGAAGUUAUUGGCAUGGCCGUGAGUCGAAAAAAGGAAAAACACGCCGGCAUGGGCGAAUUGGAAAACAUGAAAAACAGACCCAUGAUCUUAAUAGGUGACAAAUACUAUUGUGGCCCAGAGGCACUCUUUCGAAACACGGGAGACCGGCCGGCAGGUCGAUCCCAAAAGAUUCCUCUAAACCUCCUGCCAUUUAAACCUCCUUCUAGUUAUGCACGUCUAUACUCCAGCAAAGCUACCCCGGCUCAAAUGAAUAAUAUUGAUAGGGAAAUGGGGAAGUCUUUAACGAACAAUGCAUCAGAUUCAACUCCCUCACAAGCACACAAACUUACUCACCUUACACAAUCCGGCGAUGCUCACAUGGUUUCCAUUUCCUCCAAACAACCAACGAAAAGAACUGCUGUUGCAGUCUGCAGUGUUCACUUCUCCAACAAAAUAGCCAUUCCACUCAUCCGUGACAACCGAGCCAAGAAGGGCGAUGUGCUGGGAGUUGCCCGUAUCGCAGGAAUUAUGGCUGCCAAGAGAACUUCCGAUUUGAUACCUCUCUGUCACCCAAUUGCUAUUACACAUGUCAACAUUGACCUACAGAUCUCACACGAGGAUGGACGGGGCACAGAACCUUCAUCUCCCGUUCCAAGUACGUCAAUUCCAUGGUCUGGCACAGGACAAGGCGAUGGAUAUAAAUGGCCGUCACCUAUUCCAGAAUCAGUUCCUUAUAAUGGGUUUGGAAGCGUGGAGGUCACGGCCACUGUGUCAUGCGAUGGAAAAACUGGCGUGGAAAUGGAGGCACUUACAGCCGCUUCGACCGCGGCAUUGACCAUUUACGAUAUGUGCAAGGCUGUGGAUAAGGGGAUGCGAGUUGAGGGGUUGAGAGUAGUGAGGAAAGAGGGGGGGAAGAGCGGCACCUGGAUAGAGGGCCAUCAUAAUAGUGAGAAGUAG